This is a messenger RNA of Setaria italica (foxtail millet), 1078 nucleotides long. Its product is annotated as bax inhibitor 1. Lineage: Eukaryota; Viridiplantae; Streptophyta; Magnoliopsida; Poales; Poaceae. Gene Ontology annotation, cellular component: membrane. Bases 163 to 915 code for a protein of 250 amino acids. The record is from RefSeq and is a predicted model, not a curated record. The transcript has 4 exons.
CAAGAAGCAAGUCAGUCAACGAGUCGUCGUCGUCUACCUCCCCUCUCCUCUCGAUCUCGGGAAGGGAAUAAGUAUUUGGGGAUCGAUCGAUUGGCUAGGGCUAGGGUUUCCUUCUCAGCAAUCGAUUUCAUCCUACUCUACCUUCAAUCGGAGGAGCGGGCCAUGGAGUCCCUCUUCGGCUUCCAAUCGCAGCAUAGGAGGAGGACGGGCGGCUUCGACUCGCUCAAGCGUCUGGGCCACAUCUCCCCCGCCGUGCAGUCGCACCUCAAGCACGUGUACCUCACCCUGUGCUUCGCCCUCGCCUUCUCCGCGCUCGGCGUCUACCUCCACAUCCUCCUCAACGUCGGCGGCACCCUCACCACCGUCGGAUGCCUGGCCGCCAUCGCCUUCCUAAUCUCCCUGCCGCCCUCCCAGGAUCAGCAGAGGAACCGCUUCGCUUUGCUCAUGUCCGCCGCGUUCCUACAGGGGGCCUCCGUAGGACCGCUCGUCGACCUGGUCCUUCACUUCGAUCCGAGGAUCUUGGUGACGGCGUUCGUCGGAACCGCAAUUGCUUUUGGAUGCUUCUCGGGCGCCGCCAUCAUCGCCAAGCGCAGGGAGUACCUGUACCUCGGGGGCUUGCUCUCGUCUGCACUCUCCAUUCUUCUCUGGCUGCAGUUUGCUGCAUCCAUCUUUGGACACUCCAGCGCCACCUUCACGUUUGAGCUCUACUUUGGCCUCCUGGUUUUCCUGGGGUACAUGGUGUUUGACACCCAGGAGAUCAUCGAGAGGGCACACCAGGGGGACAUGGACUACAUCAAGCACGCGCUCACCCUCUUCACCGACUUUGUUGCCGUUCUUGUUCGAGUCCUUGUCAUCAUGCUGAAGAAUGCGCAGGAGAGAUCUGAAGAGGAGGAGAAGAAGAGGAAGAAGCGCUGAGCUAUCAACUCUCUCUACCACUAUGUACUCCUCUACUGCUACUCUGCUACUCUGUUUCGAUGUAUGUUGUAAGUAAGUGAAUGCUUGGUUGUUGAUUUGCUGUCGACGAUGAAAUUGCUUGCUGUAUCUUGAGUUGCAAAUGCUAGAGCAUCUGUUUUUGCAA